AUGCAUCGAUUAAUAAAUAUGGCACAUAUAUUUAUGUACAUCCUUGUGAUUUUCACGUUUUUAUGAAAAAAAUAGUAAUAAUAGAAAACAGCGUUUUAAUUAGCGUGUUUAAUUAUUAUGAUUUAGAUUCGAAUUUACAAUUUGAUAGAUUAUGUACCAUAUUUAAUUGAUAUUAUUUAUUUUUACUAUGUUUUUCAAAUUUAAUUUGAAAUUUAAGUGGCUUUUCUUUGUGAUUUUUUUUGUAUGAUUAAGGAAUAUUAGAAGUAAAAUAAAUUUAUUUCAAAGUUGCAUUAAAAAAUUAAUUCUCUAAUCUUAUUUGAAAUUUUGAAUUUGGAAAACUCUAGGAAUUUCCAUGAUAACAAAUUCCUUUAUAAAAUGUUACAAACAUUUCGAUAAUAUAUCUUUGACAAGUAUGCUUCUAAUAUAAAAAUUAUGAUUAGAGCACAAAAAUUUAAUAAAGUAUUACGUCUAUUACUUAUAUUAAUUCUCAUUUGCUAAGUGCUGAAAAGUUAAGAGAGUACGCGAGGUACAAUUGGUACAAAUUGCAAAAGAUAAAUAAAGGAGGCGCCGCGGGAAGGAAAGGUUUGUUAUUCGCGUCAAAUAGCAGAACGGAAUCUAUUGAUAACGUCGCUGUCCCGUUACCGGACACGGCCGAGUGUCGGAUUCUCGCUGACAUAAGCUAUUGACAUGACACACCACAUUGACAAGGAUACGCCACGUCACGUUAUUAUAAUUGUCCGUUUAUCGCUUUCUUUCGCGACUUGUCCGCAGAAGAGUGCGACUCAAUAAUGGCAUUGGCGACAUGGAUGGCGAUCGGACGGCGAUCAUGGGCAGCAAGAUCUUGCCGUACUUCGUGUCCGGGAUCAUCACCAAGGGCUUCGGCAGGGGCUCCCGGGCGCUCGGCAUCCCGACAGCUAAUCUCCCAGAAUCCGUAGUCAAUACUUUGCCAAAGGAUCUAAAUACCGGAGUUUAUUAUGGCUGGGCAUCUUUGCACGGGGAAGUUUACAAAAUGGUCGCAAGCAUAGGAUGGAAUCCAUAUUACAAGAAUGAGAAAAAGUCACUGGAAGUGCACCUGCUACAUAAAUUCCAAGAUGAGUUCUAUGGUAAGGAACUCAAAAUUAUUAUUGGCGGAUAUAUAAGACCAGAAAGGGAUUUUUCCUCUCUAGAUGAACUUAUCGCAGAGAUAAAGAAUGAUAUUGCAAUUGCGGAACGUCAAUUAGAAGAACCUGUUAUAAACAAGUUAAAAAAUGAUGACUUUUUCAAUAAUAAAACAACUCACUAAUAAGAAAAAAAAGUAUAAUCAGAUCAAGAGAA
Messenger RNA from Monomorium pharaonis (pharaoh ant), 1314 nucleotides. RefSeq names its product riboflavin kinase (gene Rfk). The transcript has 4 exons. Gene Ontology annotation, biological process: FMN biosynthetic process; riboflavin biosynthetic process. The coding region runs from base 803 to 1282 and encodes 159 amino acids. NCBI's taxonomy places the organism in Eukaryota, Metazoa, Arthropoda, Insecta, Hymenoptera, Formicidae. Gene Ontology annotation, molecular function: riboflavin kinase activity. Gene Ontology annotation, cellular component: mitochondrion. The record is from RefSeq and is a predicted model, not a curated record.